AUGGGAAACAAAGCCUCAGCCAUUCACUCCUCUCGAGUCACAAAGAAAGCAAAGAAGCGCAACAAUCUUCGAGGAAUGUUCAAUUAUCCAAACGGACGAAACAUCCGCGAGCAAUACAAUUCGACUAGAGCAAACCAAUGGGUGACUGUCUUCUUCAACUGGGCUGACCACAAAUACAACGACGAAGAGUUGAUGGAUCUUGUUGUGGCUCGCAUCAACGCCCGAGACGGUAUCAUUUCGUCCGAACCGGUCCAUCACGAUGUCAAAUGGUGUCUAUCCCUACGUGUCCCAGAAUACUGGAAUCCCAGCGAUGUUUCAAUUACUGCCGCGGCCAAGGUCAUUGCAAAAUGGCAUCAAAGUGAAAUGCGCAAUGCCGGCCUAUGGAUCCUUGCUUAUUCUGCUAUUGCUUUCACUAUCAACCAUGCGAUCAUCAUGUUGAUGUUGAACGGCUUCCAGCGGGUUCUGGUAUCCCAAGUGCCCGUGGUUGAGCAACCAGGUCAUGAGCGGGAGCGUUGGCUGUAUAUAAAUGGAAUUGCAGCUGGGGAUCACUGGGUACAAAUGAACAUCGAUCAACUGUCAUACAUCUUUGGUCGGAAAGUGACGGGCGUGCAUAAUCGGACUGCGGGCAUUGUCUUUGAUCUCAUCGAAUGUCUAAUUCAACGUGAUUUUUCAUACGCUACUGACGAUAUACGACAAUCCUAUGCCUUGGUCAAGGAAGCUCUCUUGGACCCAGAAUGCGACAAGGUGGUCCUGAUUCUUCAUAGCCAAGGUGGUAUUGAAGGAGGACUUGUCGUAGACUGGCUUCUGGAUGAGUUACCACACGAUAUUCUUCAUAACUUGGAGGUAUAUACCUUCGGGAAUGCCGCAAAUCACUUCAACAACCCGCGAUGGACAAAACCAGCAAGUUCACGAAGAAUCUCAACACCUGAUCUAGUGCAUCAAUCUGGCCAAACCAUCGGCUACAUCGAGCAUUACGCCAACGCAGCUGAUAUAGUGGCUCUGGGGGGAGUGCUCCACUUCGUGGACAUCCCAAAUCGAUACAUGGGCCGGCUGUUUGUGCGCCCGAAUUCAGGCCAUCUACUCAACAUGCAUUACCUGAGCAACAUGUUUACCCUAGGCCCUGAUAUGAAAGUACUUGACUCGAAUCCAUUCAUGGAUAUGGAAGUCGAACCAUGGGCAACCGCCGGCAUAAAUGGACAUACGGGCCCUCCACAUCGAGUCAGAUAUCAACCCACUAUAGCCCGAGACGAGGCGUUUCUCCCCGCCGAAUUGAGCCUGCAACGAUCGCAGCCGAAUGGUGUGGAUCGAGUACUACGUGUCAAGGACUUCAGCCGGCUCUGGCAGUAUAGAAAUGGAGGAUGCCCGAAAGAGACAGAGGCACGGCAUAAUAGUGACACCCGCGAAAACGGCUAUUUUUAG
Molecule: messenger RNA, 1419 nt
Organism: Penicillium expansum
Lineage: Eukaryota; Fungi; Ascomycota; Eurotiomycetes; Eurotiales; Aspergillaceae
Exons: 4
Coding region: 1-1419 (472 amino acids)
Source: RefSeq, a predicted model, not a curated record